Molecule: messenger RNA, 14398 nt
Organism: Patella vulgata (common limpet)
Lineage: Eukaryota; Metazoa; Mollusca; Gastropoda; Patellidae
Product: cytoplasmic dynein 1 heavy chain 1
Exons: 95
Coding region: 78-14000 (4640 amino acids)
Biological process (GO): microtubule-based movement
Cellular component (GO): dynein complex
Molecular function (GO): dynein intermediate chain binding; ATP binding; ATP hydrolysis activity
Source: RefSeq, a predicted model, not a curated record
AUUCAUUAUUCAUCGCAGAGUUUACCGGUUUUCCAGAUUUUGUGCUGGCCAGCCUGUAAGACUUAUAAGUAGCCAUCAUGGCGGAGACGCCAGCGACUGAAGAACCAGCGACUCAGUCGAUUGCAGAAACAACGAAUUUCGUUGAGUAUAUGCGGAGGAUCGUUCCUGUUCUGCUUGAAGAUGAAGAUCCCGAGCUGAAAGCUCUGGCUGCUGCGGUUACAGACAAGAAUCAACUCGAAUCGAUCAAAAAAUUUCUAAGUGAUCCGCAGGUCACUGCUCUUUUGGUUCAACGAAAUUCUACAAAAGAUGAAGAAGUACAAGAAGGAGGAGGAGAAGGAGACGGUACAUCGUCGUAUUUUGUCACCUCAGAAGUUCAUUUCUCUAAUUCCAAAAUGUCCAGUGUUGUGUUCAUCAAGAGAGGACAAGUUGUGGAAGCAGAUAAAAGUUUUCCUUCUCAGUUACGGAUAAUGAACUUCAGUGAAGGUUCUCCGUACGAAACCCUGCAUGCUUAUGUUAGUAACGCAGUAGCUCCUUUCUUCAAGUCUUACAUCAGAGAGACUGGAAAGGCUGAAAGGGAUGGUGACAAAAUGGCGCCGACUGUGGAGAAGAAGAUAGCCGAGUUAGAAAUGGGUUUAUUACAUCUUCAACAAAAUAUUGAUAUACCAGAAAUAACUCUACCGGUUAAUCCUACCGUAUCUCAAGUCAUCAAAAAAUGUGGGGAUGAAAAUCGUAAACCAAAAGUAGAAGAUUUUGGAGACAAAGUGGAAGAUGCUCAAUUCCUCAACAAUCUUCAAAGUGGAGUCAACAGAUGGAUUAGAGAGAUACAAAAGGUUACUAAACUAGAUCGUGAUCCAGCUUCAGGUACUGCUCUACAGGAGAUUAGUUUCUGGUUGAAUCUAGAGAGAGCCUUGUUACGUAUACAAGAAAAACGUGAAAGUAUUGAAGUAGUUUUGACACUAGAUAUUUUGAAACAUGGUAAACGUUUCCAUGCCACUGUCAGUUUUGAUACUGAUACAGGUUUGAAACAAGCUAUGGCUACAGUUAAUGACUAUAAUCAACUAAUGAAAGACUUUCCUAUCAAUGACCUACUAUCAGCUACAGAAUUAGAUAAAAUAAGACUAGCUUUACAAGCUAUAUUCUUACAUCUACGUAAAAUCAGACCUACUAAAUACCCUAUACAGAGAGCACUUAGAUUAGUAGAAGCUAUAUCUAGAGAUUUAAGUUCACAACUCCUGAAGGUAUUGGGUACAAGAAGAUUGAUGCAUAUUCCAUAUGAUGAAUUUGAGAAGGUGAUGUCCGCAUGUUUUGAUGUAUUUGGUGCCUGGGAUGAUGAAUAUGAUAAACUUCAAGCUAUGUUACGUGAUUUAGUAAAGAAGAAGAGAGAAGAACAUCUACGAAUGGUAUGGCGUGUUAACCCAGCUCAUAAACGUCUACAAGCUAGACUUGAUCACAUGAGAAAAUUCCGACGUCAACAUGAACAAUUACGUCAGGUUAUUAUGCGUGUAUUGAGACCAUCAACUGGAGGCAGAGCAGGAACACCAAUGGGAGAAGAUGUUGAACCUAUAAAAGGUGAACCGGUUGUGGAUGAAGCAGCAGACGCUAAUGCCAUUGAGGAAGUAAAUUUAGCAUAUGAGAAUGUAAAAGAAGUUGAUGUAUUAGAAGUUACUAAAGAAGGUUCUGAUUCAUGGGAAGCUGCCAUAAAAAGGUAUGAUGAAAGAAUUGACAGAGUAGAAACUAGAAUUACAGCCAGGUUAAGAGAUCAACUUGGAACUGCCAGGAAUGCCAAUGAGAUGUUCCGAAUCUUUUCUAGAUUCAAUGCCUUGUUUGUACGACCUCACAUCCGAGGCGCUAUUCGUGAAUAUCAGACUCAGUUGAUACAGAGAGUCAAAGAUGAUAUAGAAUCUCUCCAUGAAAAAUUUAAGGUUCAGUAUGCUCAGAGUAAAUCAUGUCGAAUGAGUAAAGUAAGAGAUUUACCACCUGUUUCAGGCUCUAUUAUCUGGGCUAGACAAAUUGAGAGACAGUUAAAUGCUUAUAUGAGAAGAGUAGAAGAUGUAUUGGGAAAAGGAUGGGAAAGUCAUGUUGAAGGUCAGAAACUGAAAAAUGAUGGAGAUAGUUUCCGUAUGAAACUCAAUACACAGGAAUUGUUUGAUGAUUGGACAAGAAAGGUUCAGAAUCGUCAGUUGAAUGUGACUGGAAGGAUAUUUGUUAUAAACACCGUUCGUGUUCCUAACAAAGGAAAUAUUUUAAAACUUUCCACAAACUUUCAACCCGAGAUUAUUCAGUUGGCAAAGGAGGUCAGAAAUCUAAGGUGGCUUGGUUUCCGAGUACCUUUGGUAAUUGUCAACAAAGCUCAUCAGGCAAACCAACUCUAUCCAUUUGCGAUCUCAUUGAUUGAAAGUGUACAAACAUAUGAAAGUGCAUUGGAAAAGAUUGACAAUAAGAGUAACCUAUCGUUACUUGUUGCUGGAUUAAGAAAGGAAGUACAAGAGUUAAUAUCAGAGGGAUGUGGAUUAGUAUGGGAAUCGUACAAACUAGAUACAUAUGUACAAAGACUAUCAGAUGGUGUAUUUACAUUCCAAGAAAAGGUUGAUGAUUUAUUAGCUAUGGAAGAUGAGAUAGAACUAGAAGUAAAAGCUUUAGAUAUCUGUAAUUAUAAUGCCUCCACCUUUAAAGAUAUCCUCAACAAGAUACAGAAAGCUGUUGAUAAUCUCAGUCUUCAUUCAUUCUCCAAUUUACCACAGUGGGUAGCCAAGAUGGAUGAGGAGGUUGAGAGAAGGUUGGCAGCUCGUCUAGAAGCAGGAUUAAAGGCAUGGACUGUGUGCUUAUCCAGGAAAGAAGAUACUGUAGAUCAUUCUAUGGAUACAGAUGAACCUAAAACACCAGCACCUAAACCUGGUGGUGAACCACAGAUUAAGCCCUUAAUACAUGAGUUGCGAAUCACCAAUCAAGUUAUUUAUUUGAAUCCACCAAUGGAAGAUGCAAGAUUUAAUAUUCUACAAGAAUUAUUUGCAUGGGAAGCUGUUAUUACUGGACUACCACGUAUACAACAUUCUAGAUAUAAGGUGCAAGGCUUAGAUGUGGAUUCAGAAGCGGAUAUGACCUACAGAAAUGUAUUAACUAAAUUACCAAGUGGUUCUAGUGUAUUAGAAGAUGCUUACAGUGCUAUUAGUAAAACUGUCACAGAAUUGAAGGAAUAUGUUAACGUAUGGUUACGCUAUCAGUCUCUAUGGGAUUUAAAUCCUGAUGUUCUGUAUGGCCGUAUGGGUGUCAAUCUUAAACUAUGGAUGAACACAUUAGAAGAAAUAAAAUCUUCGAGAAAGACAUUUGAUACAUCUGAAACCCAGAAAGAAAUAGGACCAGUAAUUGUACAGUUCUCUAAGGUUCAAUCUAAAGUAUCACUGAAAUAUGAUUCAUGGCAUAAAGAAGUACUCAGUAAAUUUGGUUCUAUGUUGGGUAAUGAAAUGACUGAAUUCCAUGCUCAAGUUUCUAAGUCUCGAAGUGAUUUAGAACAACAAUCAUUAGAUACAGCAAAUACAUCAGAAGCUGUUGGUCUUAUUACACACGUGCAAUCAUUGAAACGAAAAAUGAACACUUGGGAAAAACAAGUUGAUAUGUAUAAAGAAGGACAACGUAUUCUAGAACGACAACGUUUCCAGUUUCCUAGUAACUGGUUAUAUAUAGAUAAUGUGGAUGGAGAGUGGGGUGCCUUUACAGAUAUAAUGAAACGUAAAGAUUCAUCUAUACAGACACAAGUAGCUAGUUUACAGAUGAAGAUUGUAUCUGAGGAUAAGAUUGUUGAAACUAAAACAACUGAUAUGUUAGUAGACUGGGAGAAAGAUAAACCUGUUGAUGGUGAUCUGAGACCAGAUAGUGCAUUGAAAGCUAUUACAAUAUUUGAAGGCAAAUUUAGUAGAUUAAAGGAAGAAAGAGAUAAUAUAGCCAAGGCUAAAGAAGCUUUAGAAUUAGCUGAACCAGGUCAUACAAGUCCCAGCCAAGAAAGAGUAGGUGUGGCUCUAGAGGAAUUACAGGAUCUUAAAGGUGUAUGGAGUGAGCUUAGUAAAGUUUGGGAACUCAUUGAUGAACUUAAAGAGAAGCCAUGGCUAUCUGUAGCACCAAGAAAGCUCCGACAAUCUUUAGAUUCGUUAUUGAAUCAGUUGAAAGAACUGCCAGCCAGAUUACGUGGUUAUGCUUCCUAUGAACAUGUAAAAAGAUGUCUUCAAGGUUACGCCAAGGUUAAUGUUCUUAUUGUGGAAUUGAAAUCUGAAGCAUUAAAAGAAAGACAUUGGAAACAGUUGAUGAAGAGACUGAAUGUCAACUGGGUAUUAUCAGAGUUAACUUUAGGUCAUGUAUGGGAUAUAGAUCUACAGAGACAUGAACCGGUCAUCAGAGAUGUUAUCAGUGUCGCACAGGGUGAAAUGGCCUUGGAAGAAUUCUUGAAACAAGUGAGUGAGGUAUGGAGAAGUUAUGAAUUAGAAUUGAUCAACUAUCAGAAUAGAUGUCGUCUUAUUCGAGGUUGGGAUGAUUUAUUUACCAAAGUGAAAGAACAUCUGAACAGUGUUAUGGCUAUGAAGUUAUCACCAUAUUAUAAGCAAUUUGAAGAAGAUGCUCUAGCAUGGGAAGAUAAAUUAAAUCGUAUUAAUGCAUUAUUUGAUGUAUGGAUUGAUGUACAGAGACGUUGGGUAUAUUUAGAGGGUAUAUUUACUGGCAGUGCUGACAUUAAGCAUCUCUUACCUAUAGAAACCUCCAGAUUCCAAGGAGUUAGCACAGAAUUUUUAGGAUUGAUGAAAAGAGUAGCAAAGUCACCAUUAGUCAUAGAUGUUCUCAAUAUACAAAACAGUCAGCGACAACUAGAAAGAUUGGCUGAUUUACUGGGUAAAAUACAAAAGGCUCUAGGAGAAUAUCUAGAAAGAGAAAGAUCCUCAUUCCCCAGAUUUUAUUUUGUGGGAGAUGAAGAUUUAUUGGAGAUUAUUGGUAAUAGUAAAAAUAUACCACGAUUACAGAAACAUUUUAAAAAGAUGUUUGCUGGUGUAUCAUCUAUAGUAUUAACAGAAGAUGAUUCUCAUGUAACUGGUCUGAUGUCAAAAGAAGGAGAAUCGGUUGAAUUUGCGUCGCCAGUAUCUAUAGCUGCACAUCCUAAGAUUAAUGACUGGUUAACUCUAGUAGAGAAGGAAAUGAGAGUUACCUUGGCUAAACUCUUGGCGUCUGCAGUUCAUGAUAUGGCAGGAUUCAAAGCAGGAAAAAUUGAACCAGCCCAGUAUUUAGAAUGGGUGGAUAAAUAUCAGUCACAACUGAUUGUACUAGCAGCUCAGAUCUUGUGGUCAGAAAGUUCUGAUGCUGCAUUGUCAACAAUAGGUGCUCAAACCGGUAAUAAAGAUCUUGCACCAAUGAAUGCUGUAUUAGCUAGUGUAGAAUCAACUCUAAAUAUCCUGGCUGAUUCCGUUCUACUAGAGCAACCUGCUGUACGCAGAAAGAAACUUGAAAGCUUGAUCACUGAAUUAGUCCAUCAACGUGAUGUAACACGUAUGUUGAUCAAGAAUAAAAUCGACAAUGUCAAGUCAUUUGAUUGGUUAUGCCAGAUGAGAUUCUACUUUGACCCUAAAAACCAUGAUGUCUUGCAACAACUUUCCAUACAGAUGGCUAAUGCUAAGUUUAAUUAUGGGUUUGAGUAUUUAGGUGUACAGGAUAAAUUAGUACAGACACCAUUGACAGACAGAUGUUAUUUAACUAUGACACAAGCUCUAGAAGCUCGACUUGGAGGAUCACCAUUUGGACCUGCUGGUACUGGUAAGACCGAGUCUGUAAAAGCCUUGGGUAACCAGUUGGGAAGAUUUGUUCUUGUUUUCAACUGUGAUGAAACAUUUGAUUUCCAGGCUAUGGGUCGUAUUUUUGUUGGUCUAUGUCAAGUAGGAGCGUGGGGUUGUUUUGAUGAGUUUAAUCGUUUAGAAGAAAGAAUGUUAUCAGCUGUUUCACAACAAAUACAGACUAUACAAGAAGCUCUUAAAGAUCUCGCUGGUCAAGAUAAAAAAGGUCAAUUUAUAUCUGUUGAAUUGAUUGGUAAGCAAGUCAAAGUCAACGCAGAUAUGGCUAUAUUUAUUACUAUGAAUCCUGGUUAUGCUGGACGAUCUAAUUUACCAGAUAAUUUGAAACAAUUGUUCCGUAACUUGGCCAUGACAAAACCAAACAGACAGCUUAUCUCACAGGUCAUGUUGUACUCUCAAGGUUUCCGUCAAGCUGAAAAGCUAGCCAGCAAAAUUGUACCAUUCUUCAAAUUGUGUGAUGAACAGUUAUCACCACAGUCACAUUAUGAUUUUGGUUUGAGAGCAUUAAAGAGUGUAUUAGUCAGCGCUGGUAAUGUUAAACGUGAAAAGAUACGUACAGUAAAAGAAGAUUUAAUAGAAAGCGGUGAACCAGUAGAUGAAGGCUCUAUUGCUGAAAACCUUCCUGAACAAGAGAUUUUAAUACAGAGUGUGAUGGAGACUAUGGUACCAAAACUAGUGGCAGAAGAUAUUCCUCUAUUACAUAGUUUAUUGUCCGAUGUAUUCCCUGGUGUUAAGUAUUCUGCUGCUGAAAUGAAAUUGCUACGUCAAGAGAUCCGUAAAGUGUGUAAAGAAAUGUAUUUGUGUUAUGGAGAAGGAGAUGAUGUUGGAACAUCGUGGGUUGAAAAGGUGUUACAAUUAUAUCAGAUAACUAAUUUACAUCAUGGCUUAAUGAUGGUUGGCCCUAGUGGUAGUGGUAAAUCAACAGCAUGGAAAGUGUUAUUAAAGGCCCUUGAAAGAGUUGAAGGUAUUGAGGGUGUGGCUCAUGUUAUUGAUCCAAAGUCUAUAUCAAAAGAGAUUCUGUAUGGUAAUUUAGAUCCUAAUACCAGAGAAUGGACAGAUGGUCUCUUUACACAUAUACUCAGAAAGAUUAUUGAUAAUGUUCGAGGUGAAUUGAGUAAAAGACAAUGGAUUAUAUUUGAUGGUGAUGUUGAUCCGGAAUGGGUAGAGAAUUUGAACUCUGUAUUAGAUGAUAAUAAACUACUCACAUUACCUAAUGGUGAACGAUUGGGUAUACCACCCAAUGUGCGAAUAAUGUUUGAGGUACAAGAUUUACGAUAUGCCACACUAGCUACUGUCAGUCGAUGUGGUAUGGUAUGGUUCAGUGAAGAUGUACUAUCCACAGAUAUGAUAUUUGAAAACUUCUUAGAACAGUUACGUCAUGUACAUGUUGAAGAAAUGGAAGAGGAAUUUGCAGCCAAGGAAGAAUUAGAAUCACCAUCUAUAGCUGUUCAAAGAGAUGCUGCAACCAUAUUUCAACCUUUCUUCACAUCAGAUGGUCUAGUUAUUAGAAGUAUGGAGUUUGCUGUCAAUUUAGAUCAUGUAAUGGAUUUUACCCGUCUCCGAGCUCUCAAUUCUCUCUUCUCUAUGUUAAACCAGGGUGUGAGAAAUGUUCUAGCUUACAAUAAUAAUCAUGCUGAUUUCCCUAUACAGCAAGAUCAAUUGGAACGUUAUUUAACCAAGUAUUUAAUAUACAGUAUAGUAUGGUCUAUGUCUGGUGAUGGUAGAAUUAAAAUGAGACAAGAAUUAGGUGAAUUUAUUCGUGGUAUAACUACUGUACCAUUACCUCCAACUACCAAUGCUUCUAUUAUAGAUUUUGAGGUGGCUAUAUCUGGGGAAUGGUCACCAUGGCAAUCUAAAGUACCACAAGUUGAAGUAGAAACACAUAAAGUAGCUUCACCUGAUGUGGUUAUACCUACUAUAGAUACAGUACGACAUGAAAGUUUAUUAUAUACAUGGUUAGCUGAACAUAAACCUAUAUUACUAUGUGGACCACCUGGUUCUGGUAAAACUAUGACAUUAUUCAGUGCUCUGAGAGCCCUUCCAGACAUGGAGGUUGUUGGUUUGAAUUUCUCCAGUGCAACAAACCCAGAAUUAUUAUUGAAAACAUUUGAUCAUUAUUGUGAAUAUCGUCGUACACCAAAUGGAAUGGUUCUCUCCCCUGUUCAACUGAACAAAUGGCUGGUACUCUUCUGUGAUGAAAUCAAUUUACCAGAUAUGGACAAAUAUGGGACCCAGAGAGUUAUUUCAUUCUUACGUCAAAUGAUGGAACAUGGUGGAUUCUACAGACCAUCUGAUCAGAUGUGGAUUAAAUUUGAAAGAUUACAGUUUGUUGGUGCUUGUAAUCCUCCUACUGAUCCGGGUAGAAAACCACUCUCUCAUAGAUUUUUACGACAUGUACCAGUAGUAUAUGUAGAUUAUCCUGGUGAAACAUCACUUAAACAGAUUUACGGAACAUUUAACCGUGCCAUGUUACGUCUGGUACCUAGCCUUAAACCGUAUGCUGAUCCUCUUACAAACGCCAUGGUUCAAUUCUUCCUUAUGUCACAGGAAAGAUUUACACAAGAUAUGCAACCCCACUAUGUCUACAGUCCUCGUGAGUUAACUCGAUGGGUACGAGGUAUUUGUGAAUAUUUACGACCAUUAGAAAACCUAAGUGUAGAUGGUUUAGUCAGGAUCUGGGCUCACGAAGCUCUACGAUUAUUCCAGGACAGAUUAAUAGAAGAUGAAGAAAGGUUCUGGACAGAUAAAAAUAUAGAUGCUGUAGCCAUGCAACAUUUCCCUAAUCUAAACCGUGAUGAUGGUCUAGUGAGACCUAUAUUAUUCUCUAAAUGGUUAUCUAAAGAUUAUAUGCCUGUUGGUCGAGAAGAUCUUAGAGAAUAUACUAAAGCCAGACUUAAGGUAUUCUAUGAAGAAGAAUUGGAUGUACCUUUAGUAUUGUUCGAUGAAGUAUUAGAUCAUGUUCUACGUAUAGAUCGUAUAUUCCGGCAACCACAAGGUCAUCUUCUAUUGAUUGGGGUCAGUGGUGCAGGAAAGACAACUCUGUCUAGAUUUGUAGCAUGGAUGAAUGGGUUAACUGUAUAUCAGAUUAAAGUACAUAACAAAUAUACUGGUUUAGAAUUUGAUGAAGAUCUAAGAACUGUACUGAGAAGAUCAGGCUGUAAGGGAGAGAAGAUCUGUUUCAUAAUGGAUGAGUCAAAUGUAUUAGAUUCUGGUUUUCUUGAGAGAAUGAAUACUCUUUUAGCUAAUGGUGAAGUACCAGGUUUAUUUGAAGGAGAUGAAUAUAGUACAUUGAUGACACAGUGUAAGGAAGGAGCACAGAGAGAAGGUUUAAUGUUAGAUUCUGGUGAAGAAUUAUAUAAAUGGUUCACACAACAGGUUAUGAGAAAUCUUCAUGUUGUAUUUACAAUGAAUCCAUCAUCUGAAGGUUUAAAAGAUAGAGCAUCUACAUCACCUGCUCUCUUUAACAGAUGUGUAUUGAAUUGGUUUGGAGAUUGGUCCAAUGGAGCUUUAUUCCAAGUAGGAAAAGAAUUUACCAACAAAGUUGACUUGGAGAAGGGAAAUUACAUAGCACCACCAGAUUUCCCGAAAGCUUAUGAAGAUUUACCAACACCACCAGCUCAUCGUGAAGCUGUUGUUAAUGCUUACGUAUAUGUACAUCAGUCAUUACAUCAAGCCAAUCAACGUGUAGGUAGACGAGGUGGUCGUGUUAUGGCAAUCACACCAAGACAUUACCUGGAUUUUAUUAAUCAUUUUGCCAAGUUAUACAAUGAGAAGAGGUCAGAUCUAGAAGAACAACAACUUCAUCUGAACAUAGGUUUACAGAAAAUACGUGAAACUGUAGACCAAGUAGAAGAAUUACAGAAAUCACUGUCCGUAAAACGACGAGAAUUAGAACAGAAAAAUACAGCUGCUAAUAGUAAACUACAACAGAUGGUGAAAGAUCAACAAGAAGCUGAAAAGAAGAAAGUAACAUCACAAGAGAUUCAACAAGCACUCAUUGAACAAACUAAAGUUAUUAGUGAGAAGAAAGUUAAUGUUACAGAAGAUCUAUCUAAAGUAGAGCCAGCAGUUAUAGAGGCACAAAACGCUGUCAAGUCUAUCAAGAAACAACAUUUAGUGGAAAUUCGUUCUAUGGGUAAUCCCCCACCUGUAGUGAAACUGGCCUUGGAAGGUAUAUGUUUAAUAUUGGGGGAGAAUUCUAGUGAUUGGAAAACUAUCCGUGCUGUUAUCAUGAAAGAUAACUUUAUCUCUAAUAUUGUUAAAUUGGAUACAAAUGACAUUAGUGAUGAGAUUAGAAAUAAGAUGAAAAGCAAGUAUUUAAGUAAUCCUGAUUAUAAUUAUGAGAAGAUAAAUAGAGCUAGUUUAGCUUGUGGUCCCAUGGUUAAAUGGGCUAUAGCACAAAUUCAGUAUGCAGACAUGUUGAACAGAGUGGAACCUCUACGUAAUGAAUUGAAAGCUCUAGAAAGUAAAGCUCAGGAAAAUAUACAAAAGGGUGAAGAAGUUAAUAAGCUAAUUAAUGAUUUGGAGAAAAGCAUACAGCAAUACCAAGAGGAAUAUGCUUGUCUUAUUAGUGAAGCUCAAGCCAUUAAAUCUAAUCUAGCUGCUGUUGAGGCUAAGGUAGAGAGAAGUGUAGCAUUGUUACAAAGUUUAGCUAGUGAGAAACAGAGAUGGGAAGCUGGUAGUGAAACCUUUAAAAAUCAGAUGUCAACUAUUAUUGGUGAUACAUUAUUGUCGUCAGCUUUUAUGGCGUAUGCUGGUUAUUUUGAUCAGCAGAUGAGAAAGAAUUUAUUUGGUAGCUGGUGUAGUCAUUUAACCCAUGCUAAUAUACAAUACAGACAAGAUUUAGCUAGAUCAGAGUAUCUAUCUAAUGCGGACGAGAGAUUAAGAUGGCAAGCUAAUGCUCUUCCAUCAGAUGAUCUGUGUACAGAAAAUGCCAUCAUGUUAAAACGAUUUAACAGAUAUCCACUUAUCAUUGACCCUUCAGGUCAAGCUACAGAAUUUAUCAUGAAUGAAUAUAAGGAUAGAAAAAUCACCAAAACAAGUUUCCUUGACGAUGCUUUCCGUAAAAAUUUAGAGAGUGCUUUGAGAUUUGGUAAUCCACUUUUGGUUCAGGAUGUGGAGAGUUAUGAUCCGAUAUUAAAUCCUGUAUUAAAUCGUGAAUUACGUAGAACUGGUGGUCGAGUUUUAAUAACAUUAGGUGAUCAAGAUAUUGAUUUAUCACCUUCAUUUACCAUCUUCUUAUCAACUAGAGAUCCUAAUGUUGAAUUUCCACCAGAUAUUUGUUCCCGUGUAACAUUUGUUAACUUUACCGUAACAAGAAGUAGUUUACAGAGUCAGUGUCUCAAUCAGGUAUUGAAGGCAGAGAGACCCGAUGUCGAUGAAAAGAGAUCGGAUUUACUGAAAUUACAGGGUGAAUUCCAACUUCGUUUGAGACAAUUGGAGAAAUCUCUAUUACAAGCUUUGAAUGAUGUAAAGGGUAAAAUCUUAGAUGAUGACAGUAUUCUGAGUCAUCUAGAAACAUUAAAGACAGAAGCAGCUGAAGUAGCACGUAAAGUAGAAGAAACUGAUGUAGUUAUGGCUGAAGUUGAAACAACAUCACAACAAUAUGUACCAUUAGCUCAAUCCUGUAGUUCUAUAUACUUUACAUUAUCUGGUUUACAACAGGUUCAUUUCCUAUACCAGUAUUCACUACAACUGUUCUUUGAGAUAUUCCACGCAGUACUGUCUAGUAAUCCACAGUUAAACAAUGUUAAAGAAUAUGCCUCCAGGUUAUCUAUUAUAACUACAGAUUUAUUCAAGGAAACAUACAGUCGUGUAGGACGAGGAAUGCUGUUUAAUGACAGAAUAACAUUUGCUAUACAACUCUGUCGUAUACAUCUACAGAGUACCACCAGUGAGACACCAUAUACAACAGAGUUUGCUUAUUUCCUGAGAAGUCAAGAAGGUUUAUUAACAGAUAAACCAACUGGUGUUACUGCUGGUCUAACUCAACAACAGCAAGCUGGUGUAGUACGUCUCAGUAAAUUGCCAGCAUUUAAAAACUUGCCUUCUGAAGUAAAAAACUCAUCAGCUGAACUACAAGAAUGGUUAAAGAGUGCCAAUCCUGAACAGAAUAUACCACAAUUGUGGGUAGAACCAAAACCACUGACCGAAAUUGGUAAAUCUGUAAAUGGGUUACUGGUUAUUCAAGUGUUUAGACCAGAUCGUCUGAUAGCUAUGGCUAGACUGUUUGUAGAGAAAACAUUGGGUGGUGAAUUUUUACAUGCAGCUGAAAAAGAACUAAAUAUGGGUGAUAUUGUUGAGAAUGAGAUUAAAGCGAAUACUCCAGUAUUAAUGUGUUCUGUAACUGGUUAUGAUGCUAGUGGUAGAGUUGAUGAUUUGGCUGCUGAGUUGAAUAAACAGAUAACUCCUAUUGCUAUAGGAUCUGCUGAAGGGUUUACAUUAGCUGAUAAAGUGAUCAAUUCAUCCAGUAAAUCUGGUAGAUGGGUUGUAUUAAAGAAUGUACAUCUUGCCCCUCAAUGGCUGGUACAACUAGAGAAAAAACUACAUAAUUUAACUCCCCAUCCCAGCUUCCGACUUUUCCUUACCAUGGAAAUUAAUCCAAAGUUACCAACUAAUUUAUUGAGAGCUGGUAGAGUAUUUGUAUUUGAACCACCACCAGGUGUGGCAGCUAAUUUAACACGUACAUUUAGUACUGUACCAGCUGCUAGAAUGUGUAAGGCACCAAAUGAGAGAUCCCGAUUAUAUUUCCUAUUGGCCUGGUUCCAUGCUAUUGUACAAGAAAGAAUGCGAUACAUGCCACUUGGUUGGGCGAAGAAAUAUGAAUUUACUGAGUCAGAUUUACGUGUAGCAUGUGAUAUGUUAGACACAUGGAUUGAUUCUGUUGCCAUGACUUCUGAAAAUACAAGCCGUACCAAUUUACCACCAGAGAAAGUGCCAUGGGAUGCCAUAAGAACUUUAUUAUCACAGUGUAUCUAUGGGGGUAAAAUUGAUAAUGAAUUUGACCAGCGUUUAUUGAGUACAUUUGUCAACAAGUUGUUUACACCGAAAAGUUUUGAAGGAGAGUUUGUAUUAGUUGCUAAUAUUGAUGGACAAGCUGGCAAAAAUAUCACUAUGCCUGAUGGAGUAAGACGUGAACAGUUUGUAAGUUUUGUAGACAAGAUGGAGGAUAGACAGACACCAUCAUGGUUAGGUCUACCAAAUAAUGCUGAAAAAGUUUUACUGACAACAUUAGGAAGUGAUUUAAUAGCCAAAUUAAUGAAGAUGGAAAUAUUAGAGGAAGAAGAUUCUUCAUAUGAUCCAUCUGAUGAUCAACAGAAACGUAUGGCAGACGGUCGACCAGCAUGGAUGAGAACAGUUCAUACAUCAGUUGCAACAUGGCUUAAACUUGUUCCACCUGUUAGUUCAUUACCGGCUCUAGGUGCCAUGAAGAGAACUGUUGAGAACAUCAAGGAUCCAUUGUUUCGAUUCUUUGAACGUGAAGUCAAUGCUGGAGCGAAAUUAUUACACGAUGUCCGUCUUGAUUUAAAUGAUGUAACUAAAGUUUGUCAAGGAGAAAAGAAAGCUACCAAUCAUCAUAGAACCAUGAUGGCCGAUCUUGUUAAAGGUAUUAUACCAACAACAUGGAGAAGAUAUACAGUACCAGCAGGUUUAACUGUUAUACAGUGGAUAACUGAUUUCAGUGAAAGAAUAAAACAAUUACAAGUUAUAGUACAGGCUACACAAUCUGGUGGUGCCAAGGAACUAAAGAAUAUCAACGUAUGGUUAGGUGGAUUGUUCAUACCUGAAGCCUACAUAACAGCUACAAGACAAUAUGUAGCACAAGCUAAUGGAUGGUCAUUAGAAGAACUUCAUCUUGAUGUGCGGGUCUUGGCCAAAAAAGAGGAAAUAUUGGAUGCUUGUAGUUUUGGUGUUACUGGUUUGAUGUUACAAGGGGCUGUAUGUAAAGAGAAUAAACUACAACUAUCAGCUACUAUAUCUACUGAAUUACCACUUACAUUACUCAAGUGGAUCAGAACUGAUGGUACAGAAACUAACCAAGGAAUGGUAACUCUACCUGUGUAUUUGAAUGCUACUAGAGCUCAGCUACUGUUUACAUUAGAUUUUAAGCCUGAUGCUACUAGUAAAGACCAUGGUUUCUAUGAACGUGGUGUAGCUAUUAUUUCUUCUGAUCUUAGUUAAUUCUGCAUAAUUUGACUUUGGUGUAGGAAUCUAUUUAUUUCUUUAUAUUAAUAUUGCAUACAAAUUGCACAUGAAGAUAAAUCUGUAUUCAAAAUGAAGGAUAUUUUAGUCCUCAUCCAAAUAAAAACAUAUAUAUUAAGAUUUUUAUUUCUAUAUUUAUUGAAUUUUUAAAUAUUUACCAGGUCAUAAAAUUAUCUAAUAUUUGAUUGUGUAAUAACAUGAGCUAAAUUCUGAAAUAUUGUGUUAAAAUUAAAAGUAUGAGAUCAGAAUAAUUUAAAUAUACCGGUAUUGAUGUAAAUUUUAUCAGUAUACCAAACAUUAGUGUUUGUAAAAUCUACCAUUGUCAUAUUAAAAUUCUAUUCCAGGCUUCUAUAGAAAUAAAAAUAGUUAACUAUGAA